Penicillium pulvis is the source of this 420-nucleotide messenger RNA. RefSeq lists its product as uncharacterized. The transcript has a single exon. The record is from RefSeq and is a predicted model, not a curated record. The coding region runs from base 1 to 420 and encodes 139 amino acids. Gene Ontology annotation, molecular function: DNA binding. Lineage: Eukaryota; Fungi; Ascomycota; Eurotiomycetes; Eurotiales; Aspergillaceae.
AUGCCACCAAUCCGCUCUAAAUCUCGGCAAGAAUCUGCCAAUAAAGAGGGAAAGGUCUUAUUAGCCCUUGACGAUAUUAAAAAUGGCCGUGUCAAAUCUCUCCGCGCAGCAGCGAAGCUAUACGAAAUCCCCCACAUAACCCUGGCCGAUCGCGUCAAUGGCAUACAAGCACGCGUCAAUAUACGCCCAAAUGGCUAUAAAUUGACAAAAUUAGAAGAGGAUUCGCUUGUUGAAUGGAUAAUCUCUAUGGAUUCGCGUGGAGCAGCACCUAGGCUGGCUACUGCACGAAAGAUGGCUAAUAUUCUACUGGCUGCGCGCGGUAGCCACCCUCUACCUACGGUUGGCAAAAAUUGGCUAUUAGCCUUUAUAAACCGACGCGAAGAGAUUCGAUUACGCUUCUCUAGGCGUUACGACUAUUAG